AAUAAUGUUGCAUUCAUGGAUUUGAAAGUUGCCUAAAUAUACACACGUAGGUGUAAUAAAAAAAAUUCUAUAACAUAAAAAAUUUAUUUAAACUAUAUCCGGUUUAUUGUGUAAAUAUCUGAAAGCAUUUUUUUGCAAAACAAGUAGCAAAAUGGUUUCAUACUACAAUCCAAUGACUUAUUCCCAGAAACAUAAUCCAACUACUUUGAAUUAUCCGCCUGCACAACCAUGGCAGUGGACGGCAAAUUAUUCUACGACACCAAAUCAUCAACUACUGAACGAAAUGGAAUCAUCACAUAACCAUCAUCAAGUAUACUAUAACACACAUCAUAUGUUUCACCCAACUGGUGGUUCUACCGCAGAAUGGCAUUCUCCAUUAUCGACAACUGACAACUUAUUACAAAGUACAAAUGUGCAACAACUUAUCAAUGAAUCAAAUGAUGGCACUGUAAUAGGCAACAGUGCAAGUUCUUGUCGAAGUACUAAUUCUAGUGGUCCAUCUACAGUUGAGCUUGUUGGAAUAAAUGAAUCUAGACGUAAUGAUCAUAUCACCGAUGGGGUGCCAUCCCCCACUUUAGUAACAUCGGGGAGUAAUGCCACCAGUCCCGAUGUUUCCUUAUCAACGAAUUCAGUUCAAAAUUCUUCAAAUAAUACUGUAACUGGUGUAGUAAAUUCCGCCUAUAAUAACCACACAUCUCCUGUAAAGACACAGUAUUACGAAUGGAUGAAAAAACCUUCGUAUCCCACUCAACCGGCUCCUGUAUCCUAUGGGUAGCCAUCCGCUUGAAGGCGAGCAACAAUGUUGAAGCUGAGUUUGGGAUUCUCCACGUAAACCACGCCCCAAUGAGAAUGUUUAUAAAACCGAGUGAGUGACGUGUCGCAGCGGAGAGAAAAUAUACUGCUCACAUCGCAACGUUACGACCAAUUGGCGCCAUCAACAAUUGGUUGUUAACAGUCAAGACUUCGCACUAAGUAGCCAAUUGAGAAGUAAAGUUCUCUCGAGACAAGCAAAAACCAAACUCUAAAAGUCACUCAUUAUUCCCAUUCUGCUAUAUGGUGCAGAGGCAUGGACGAUGACAACAUCUGAUGAAACGACGUUACGGUGGAGAAAUCUUGCGAAAAGAAGAAAUAACUGGCAUGCUGUUGUUAACUCGGCAUAACAGCGUAAGCGAUUUCUACACCAGUAAAAAAGAUGAAGAUUAUACAUUUAUACUAGGAGUGGAUAGCUGUUUGUAAAAUGUUGACAAUUUAAUUUUGGAUACUGAGUUAUCACAGGAAUAUAAACCUGUAUAGUAUUUCAAAAACAUUAAUUUCCACUGAAUUAAGAUAUGCAAUCAAUUAGAAUGCUAUAGUGUGGUCUUUAAAAGCAUUACGUAGUAAGUUUUUUAAAAAUACACUCUGACUAUAAAUCACACCCAUCUACGGAUGAAAAGUUGAAAUUAUGCUUAAACGAAAUAUAAACAAACCCAGAUGAUUAUUUUAAACACGACAUAGAAAUAGACAAUCAAAAACUUGAAGAGCAAGAAGUAGAGAAUCUUUAGUUAGUGAUGAACACAUGUCGAGACUACAGUAUACAGCUAAUCGUUAAAAAUUUAAGGGUAUUCGUUUAAACGUGUAAAAGCCCCGUAAACCUCUUAAACUGUGUAUAUUUACGAACGCGUAAAAAUCUGGCAGCAACUUAUAUGGAAAUUCAUUUAAACACAUUACGCACCAAUGUCAGUGUGUAAAGAACGCUUGUAAAUUUACGAUAUUGCAAAAGCAACGCUUUAAAACGACCAGCUGAUGAAUAUUAUUGUGAAAAUU
Molecule: messenger RNA, 1803 nt
Organism: Bactrocera latifrons
Lineage: Eukaryota; Metazoa; Arthropoda; Insecta; Diptera; Tephritidae
Gene: cad
Product: homeotic protein caudal
Exons: 2
Coding region: 152-775 (207 amino acids)
Biological process (GO): regulation of transcription by RNA polymerase II; cell differentiation; anterior/posterior axis specification
Cellular component (GO): nucleus
Molecular function (GO): DNA-binding transcription factor activity, RNA polymerase II-specific; RNA polymerase II transcription regulatory region sequence-specific DNA binding
Source: RefSeq, a predicted model, not a curated record